Entamoeba dispar SAW760 is the source of this 2139-nucleotide messenger RNA. RefSeq lists its product as uncharacterized. Gene Ontology annotation, biological process: protein deubiquitination. Gene Ontology annotation, molecular function: cysteine-type deubiquitinase activity; protein binding; zinc ion binding. The transcript has a single exon. Bases 1 to 2139 code for a protein of 712 amino acids. The record is from RefSeq and is a predicted model, not a curated record. NCBI's taxonomy places the organism in Eukaryota, Evosea, Mastigamoebida, Endamoebidae.
AUGAAAACAUUUAUUAUUCCAUCAAUAUAUCCUGAAAUUCAUAAAACAGAAUGUAUGUAUUGUCCAAUAUCUAUUGGUACAGAAAUAAAUGAUAAAUUAUAUAUUUGUUUAUAUGAUGGACAAAGUUUUUGUGAAGAAUGUCUUCAUCUUCAUCAAGAAGUUAGUAAACAUCAAAAUUAUUUAGUUAUUCAUGAAAUAAAAGAAAAAGAAGAAAAAGAAAUUUUUAAAGAAAAGAAAAAAGAAUAUUGGAUUGAAAACGAAAAUAAAGAAAGAAUAAAUAUAGAAAGUCUUGAAGAAGGAAAAAUAAAAGAAUAUAUUAAAUAUAUUAUUGGAAGUACAGGAAUUGAGAAAAAAGUUAGAGAAAAUGAAAAUAAUAAAAGAAAAAUAUAUACAGAAAAUAUUCAACAAAUUGCAAGAAGUAAAAAAUUAGAUUUAAAUAAUAUUAAAUGUGAAGAAGAAGGAUGUGAUAUUAAAGAUAAUCUUUGGUUAAAUUUAAUUGAUGGAAGUGUAUAUUGUGGAAGAGAACAAAUGAUGAUUAAAGGACAUUCACAUGCAUUAAAACAUUAUGAAAAAACAAAAAGACCAUUAGUUGUAAAAAUAGGAACAAUUAGUAGUGAUGGAACAGCAGAUAUUUAUGAUUAUGAUAAAGACGAAGAUGUUAAAGAUCCAUUACUAAAAGAACAUUUAAAAUUUUAUGGAAUAGAUAUUAAUAAAUUAACUAAAACACAAUUAAGUUUAGAUGAAAUUGCACAAGAAGCAGCAUUAAAAAUGGAAAGAGAUAGAAUUGAAGAAAUAGGAAUAGAACAUAAAUUAUGUUUUGGACCAUAUAAAACAGGAAUUAAAAAUAGUGGAAAUACAUGUUAUGCAGCAGCAGGAGUUCAAUUAAUAAUUGGAAUUACAGAAAUAAGAAAUAAAUUAAAAGAAGAAUAUCAAAAUUUAAUUAAAAAAAAUUGGAAAGGAAUUGAAUAUCAUAUAACAACACAAAUGGCUAAAUUAGUACAAGGAUUUAUUUCAGGAAAAUGUUCAAAAGAAGAAGAAAAAACAGGAAAUCAAAUUGGAAUGAGUAUUAUUGGAUUAAAACAAGGAUUAGGUCAUUAUUAUCAAAUGUAUAAAACAAAUGAACAACAAGAUAGUAGUGAAUUUAUUCUUCAUUUAAUUGAUAGAAUGGAAGAAGAAGGAUUUAAAGAAAUUAAAGAAAAUUUAGAAAUAAUAAUAAAAAAUGAAAUUAAAGGAGAAGGAAUAAGUAUUAAUAUAACUAGAGAAAAAAUGUUAGAAAUGACACUUGAUAUUCCUUAUAAAGUUUUAAUAGAAAGAAAACAUAUUAAUUUAUAUAUGGAAGAUAUUAUUAAAAUGUAUGGAAAUAUAACUCCAAUUGAAGGAUAUCAAAAAAAUGGAAGAUAUAUUAAUGCAACUAAAAGAAUAAGAAUUGGAAAAUUUCCAAAAUAUCUUCUUAUUAAAUUAGAAAGACAAAUUAUAUUAAAUUAUCAAGAUAUAAGAAAAGUAGAUGCAGAUGUUUUUGGAAUGGAACAAAUUGAUUUAUCAAUAUUAAAAAGUAAUGAUAAUGAACAUGAGAAAAUAGAAAAAGUUGAAGUUAAUCAAGAAAAAUUAGAACUUCUAAUUUCAAUGGGAUUUAAUGAAUUACAAGCAAAAUCAACAUUAUUAAUAACAAAUAAUGAUAUAGAAGAAACAAUAAUAAAAUUAACGAGUGAAGAUUUUAAUGAAAUACAAAAUACAAUAAAAGAUAAAUAUAAAGAAGGAAUAACUAUAAUGAAAGAUAUGGGAUUUGAUGAAGAAAUAUGUCAAAAAGCACUUGAAAAAACAAAUGGUGAUAUUGAAAAAGCUAUUAUAUUUGCAGCAACAAGAGAAGAAGAAAAAGAAGAAGAAAAAGAAGAAGAAAAAGAAGUAGAAAAAGAAGUAGAAAAAGAAGUAGAAAAAGAAGUAGAAAAAGAUAAUAGAAGUGGAAAAUAUGAAAUUAUUGGAUUUAUAUCACAUAUUGGAGCAAAUGUUAAUUGUGGACAUUAUGUAUGUCAUAUGAAACAAGGAAAUGAAUGGAUUAUGUUUAAUGACAAUAAAGUUUAUCAAUCCCAAAAUCCACCAUUUACAAGAGGAUAUCUCUAUCUCUAUAAAUCAAUAGAUUAA